GAGAUCAUUCCAUUAAUGGCACGAUCGGAAUCCACUGGAACCGCCUUUUGGUGUCUUAGUUGGGCCGCUAGGGGGCUCCGACCCGAACCUAUAAAUGACUUUGCCGCCGCGGUUCUCCGCCCUCUCGAGCGGCCUUUACCGAUGAACCGCCCGACCUCGCGCUUCUCUGACGAUCGUCGGCGCUUGGCCAUGUUGCACAGUGCUAGCGGUGGUCAUUUGAGCCGAGAGUUCCAUGAUUUCAAGAAGAGCGCCGCUCCGUCGAGGAUCCUGUUUUAUAGGGAUGGGGCGUGGACCAACUUCUCCCCGGCGGCCACCGUCGCCCUCCGAGCGCACUUCGUUGCGGGUAAGACUUCCUUCAAGCUCCCCAUCGCCGGAUCUUGCUACCUGUUCGACUUCCGCUCGAUGUCGCAGACCGACACCGACACCAACGUGGCGAAUUCCAUCGCCUGGGUCGACGCGCACGGCCGGUGCGUCUUCCCGACCUCGGCGAUCGGGAAUCAGAAUCUCCCGCCGCCGCCGCCUAUCCCGUUGCGCGAAUCGCCGGCUGAGUCGGCGGAUGGCGAUUCCGAGGGAUCCACGGCGACGAGUUUGGGGCGAGCGGGGUGGAAUGGGGCGGAGCCGUGCAGGGAGGGCGAUAAGUAUUUUACGCCGGUAGCGAGUUGGUUUCUAAAGGACUACCGGAGAUAUGCUCCGACCGUCGUCAUCACCGCCAUCCACAGGUGCACGAUAUCGGCUUCCCGGUCGAAGGCAUUCCAGCUCCAGGAGCAGAUGACGAAGGCCGCCCGCGGCGACGCCAACAUCAAGGCCUCCUGGUACGGGGCGUCGGCGGAAGAAGUGGCCGCCGUCGUCUCCCACGGUUUCGGUAAGCCAGCAAAUGCCCGCCCGGGCUCGCCGGUCGGCGGCUUCGGCCUUCAUCUCUCUGCCCUGCCAUUUUCGCACUCGAGUGCUGUGGAGGCCAAUUCCAGCGACGGCGAGCGGCACAUGUUGCUUUGCAGAGUGAUACUGGGGAGACCGGAGAAGGUGAACACUGCGUCGGAGGAGCAGCACCACCCCAGCAGCGACGAGUUCGAUAGCGGCGUCGACGACACUGCAAAUCCCAAGCACUACGUAGUCUGGAGCACUCACAUGAACACGCACAUAAUCCCCGACUUCAUCGUCAGCUACAAGAUCCCCAACCGGCCGAGAUCGGCGGCCAACUCUGCUCCGAGGCUCAUGUUUCUUCUGCUACUUGCAGAGAUGAGGAGAUUGCUUCCUUCGUGGAUGAUGAGGAUUGCAGAGGAUUUCUACAAGCAGUAUCAGGAAAGAAAGAUUAGCAAAGAGGUUUUUAUCAGAAACAUUAGGGGAUUGGUGGGCGACAAGCUACUAGUUUUUAUUGUAAAGAUCAUCAGAAGAAGACAUUGAAGGAAGCUUCAAUCAAGCAUUGGCAUGGAGUCUAAACAUGAUCCUUACUGUGUGAUGUGUUAUUCAACGUGAGAAAGUCCCAUGUAGUCUUUCUAAUACUUGUUAAGAUCAAAGAUUCCUGAUUUAUGAACUUGUUAUAAAUUUUGUAUGAGUUCGAUAAAUAUAUUCUUCCAAACAUAUGAUGAGGGUUCGGAAGAAUUCUCCUUCUAAGUGGCCAUGAGAGAAAGCAACUUACCAAUACUUCAGAAGUGGCGACCGAAACAUCUAGCGCCACUUGGUUAAACCACUUGAUGUAAGUUCAUAGGAAUUCCUUGCCCCCAUGCUUGAGUGU
Molecule: messenger RNA, 1732 nt
Organism: Zingiber officinale
Lineage: Eukaryota; Viridiplantae; Streptophyta; Magnoliopsida; Zingiberales; Zingiberaceae
Product: probable inactive poly [ADP-ribose] polymerase SRO3
Exons: 3
Coding region: 16-1401 (461 amino acids)
Molecular function (GO): NAD+ poly-ADP-ribosyltransferase activity
Source: RefSeq, a predicted model, not a curated record